Molecule: messenger RNA, 1158 nt
Organism: Mucor mucedo
Lineage: Eukaryota; Fungi; Mucoromycota; Mucoromycetes; Mucorales; Mucoraceae
Exons: 5
Biological process (GO): DNA recombination; DNA replication; DNA repair
Cellular component (GO): nucleus
Molecular function (GO): DNA binding
Source: RefSeq, a predicted model, not a curated record
AUGGUUCAAUUAACUGCGGGCGCAAUUAAGGUCCUCUACGAUGAUGACAAAAGUUCUCCCCUUUAUAGUGAUCCCUUUGUGCAAGUGAUCAACAUCAAGGCUGUUGCUGUCGCUGGUGGUACUCGUUAUAGAGUCAUUCUUUCCGAUGGUAUCCACUUCAUGCAAGCUAUGCUUGCCGCCUCUCAUACCAGCCUUGUCGAAAAUCAAAGUUUAAAGCGUAACAGUAUUAUCAGACUUAAAGAAUCUGUUUGUAAUCUUCUCCAAAACAGAAAGAUUUUGAUUGUUUUAGGCUUUGAUGUGAUUGAAAGUGACGUCGAUUCUAAAGUGGGAGCACCCAUUACCCUCGAAGGACACGUUACACCUGCAACACCUAAACCUGAAGGAACAAGCCAAACUUCUUCUCCUGUACCCAAGCCUGCCACCACAUUCAACUCAGGCGGCACCAAUAUGCAACUGGAAGCUUCUCUCACUCCUAUCAAAAACUUGAACCCUUACCAGACCAGAUGGACUAUUAAGGCUAGAGUGACUCAAAAAUCUCCCAUCAGAAAGUGGCACAAUGCUAGAGGCGAUGGUCAAUUAUUCAGUGUCAAUUUCCUUGAUCAAACAGGUGAAAUUAAAGCUACCGCAUUCAAUGACCAAGUUGAUCGUUUAUACAACAUGUUUGAGGAAGGAAAGGUUUAUUAUAUCUCAAAGGCCAGAGUCACGAUGGCAAAGAAGCAGUUUUCUACUUUAAAUAAUGAAUAUGAAUUGGGUUUGGAACAUGGUACUGAAAUCGAAGCUUGUGGUUCUGAGUCUGCCAUUCCUCAAAUGAACUAUGAAUUUGUUAAAGUUGCUGAUCUCGAGAAACAUGAAAAGGGAACCAACAUUGAUAUAGUCGGUGUUGUUACCGAAGAUAUGGGUCUUUCCGAAAUCGUUAACAAGAUUAGUGGAAAGCCUACCAACAAAAGAGAACUUACCAUCGUUGACGAAUCCUGCAAGUCCGUUAGACUGACUCUUUGGGAUACAGUCGCUGAACAAUUCGAUAGUUCUAACAAUCCUGUCGUUGCUUGUAAGGGUGUUCGUGUGAAUGAUUUCAAUGGUCGUACUUUAUCUUUGGGCGGUGGUGGUUCUAUCAAGAAAAAUCCUGACUUGCCUGAGGCACAUAAACUCCGAAAGUGG